AUCUGUGAUAUGGCUACUGUUAGGACUUGUAUCUAGAUGCCCCCCCAACCUCAUGCUCUCAUCGGUGGAGAUUUUCAGAGGUGGCAGGGCCUAGGGUGUGUGAAUGUGUAUCAAGAGUGUGUGGGAACUGGAUCAGUUCAGAAUAGUUCUGUGUGUCUGAACGGAUUUACUGAAGACAGAAGCCCCAACCUGGCAUGGGUGGCACCAACCAAUAAGCUUGUAGCCUUCAUGGGAUAAAAGGGGAAAUGGAGGCUCCCUGCCGAAGUUUGCUGCCUUCUGCCUACCCUGCCAUGGACUGUUUCUCCUCAGGAUGCCCUCUGCCAUAUAGCCCUGCCACAGAGCCGGCAGACUGUGUGACGCCUCCACACCCUAUGAGCCAAAAUAAACCUCUCCUCCUGUAACUUGUGGACAUCAGUAUUUUGUCCCAGCAAUGAAAAAGUAAUGAAGACGUAUACCUUAUGCCAAUGACAAAACAUAGUGCCUAUUUCAUGGACCUCACCCUGUAAACCGAGAGACACAUGAAGGCAAAUGUAGUCAUCCUAAUUGUCUUAGUUUAACGAAAGUACCAAGGACUGGGUGACUCAUAAACAACACAAAUGGAUUUCUCAUUGUCGUAAAGAUUGGAAAUCUGAUAUCAGAGCAGCCACAUGGCCAAAUUCUGGUGAAGACCCUCUUCUAGAUUGCUGUUUUUUUACUGUAUCUGGCAAAGUAGAAAAAAGAUGAGAGAGUGAUCUGGUGGUGUCUUCAUAAGGACAUGAACUUGAUUCCUCCUAAGGGCUCAACCUCACACAUCUUUGCACACACACACACACACACACACACACACACGCCUGUUAGUACCUUCACACUCGGGUAGGUUUACAGCAUACGUAUUCUGGGGAGGCCCAUUCAGUAUAUGGCAUUAAUUUAACAUGGUAAGAGCUGCUGAAGCUAAGUGAUCUCCUCAGAAGAGCUGUUUGAUGUGAGUCUUGAAGAACAGGGAGAAGUUAUCCAGGCACACAAGGUUUGGAGAAGACACUGCAGGCCACAGCAGCAGCAUAUUCAAAGGCACCGAUAUGUACGUGCAGGAAGCUCCCUGUGGAGGCCAAGAGUCUAUGCAGGGCCCAAAUGUUGCCCAAGGCUGCAGACUUGACUUUAUGGACAUCAAGAAGUGGGUGGAGGGCAGGCGAGCUGACCUUGACAGUGUGACCUUUUCUCCUGUUGUCUCUCCUCUAAGGUCAGUUGCAGAACCAACAAGCAAAGCCACCACCUCGUGCUCUCCACUAAAGAAGUCUGCCCGUGAAAAUCUGCAUGCAAAGACCUAAGAAACUGUCUAGCUGUCUCUGUUUUAGAGAACUUUCUUUACUCCUUUUUCAAUCUUGGAGAUGUUGACGUGGCCUGAAAUGAUAGAGGAUUGGGAAAGUUUUCCUCAAAUCCAGUUAGAGGCAGUUUGGAUGUAGGGCUUCGUGUUCUCAGCUAAGUGUUAUGUCCCCGAGAUCCGUGCGGGGGAACCCUCAUUCCCCAGGCCGCAGGGCUGGGAGGCCUCAGGGUGGGGGUGCAGGGCAUGGGGAGCCCUCAUGAACAGGCCCAUGCCUUUCUCAGGGCAUGGGUUACUUUUAACUGCUUCGCUGAGGUACAGGAACGAAGGGAUGACCCAAAGGUGAAAAGGAAGCAGGGCACACAGACUGGGCGGUUCUCAGCCUGCCAUGUUGGAAGAGAACUCUCUGAGUGUGGCCAAGGGACUCUUGUUGAGAGAAUCAGCACAUGGGAACCCUGUGCUAGUCAUCAGGGCAGCAGGACAAAGGGCCCAAAGGUAUUUCAGGGUCUUCUGUGCUACUUGUCCUGUCCCAGGCAGAAUGGUCUGAGGACUCACCAGGGACACCCUCCGAGCCUCGGCACCCAGGGCCACUGCGGGACUCUGCUCCCUGUGCUCCUCUAGUCCACCUGUGGCCAGGGCGCUCAGCCACAGCCCUCCUGAGGAUGCAGGCAGUAAGACUUGCCGGUGUCCCUGUGUGCAGUAUGGGCCUGGAAAAAGCAACAGUCUCAGAGGUACACUGGCUUCCACUUAGGUUUCAAAGUCCGACUGCCUGAGAGCCCAGGAAAAAUCUUCCCCAAGGUCAGCCAACCUCAGAAACUGUCCAGCGGGACACCUAGUAGAACCUGGGAAGUGGGGCCACCUUGGGGACCCUAAAAACACAGCCCCAGAGGCACUGUGCGGCUUGACCCUGGAAAAGCGGUAGGCACCAGUGUGAAACUCUGACCCAGGAGCCCUUGCUGAGCCCAGUGAAGCCAGGAGGCUGUGUCUAUGCAGGGGACCCAGCCCCACAAGCACCCUGUUCAAGCACAGGUACAGACUGGUGUUGAGGCCCAAGAUGGAGUCGGGUUGGCUAUCACACUACCUGGCUUCGAGCAUCCUUAUUAUUAGGUCCAAAUGCCUUCCCUGCUGCAGCCAGAGUAAUCUCUUUGAAACGCCACUCUGAGAGAGCCACUUGGAUGCUUAAAACCCUUCAUCCACUCGGCCCUCCUUGCAGCGGGAAGGGUCCGACUGCCUCUCCUGUGGCUCACAUCGGCCCCCCUUUCCCUCCCCUCUUGUCAGACCGAUUUACUUUGAGUUUCUUCAAUGCACUGUGUUCCUUUCCAGCCCCCGUGCAGUGCAGCUGCUCACCUGUCUGAAAUUCUUCUCCCUGGGUCUCCCGGAGCCCCCGUGGUUACUGUGACAGCCUGGAGCGCAGUCCUUGCACAGAAAGAAACCUGACUCUGACUCCCAUCUCCCUGUUUAUACUCUGUCUUCAUUUAAAUCCCCUCGUACAGCACAGGGAUUUGACUCAUGUUUGUCUUGCUUGCUGUCUCAUCAGUAGGUGCGGGGCUGCAUUUAUCCUGCCACUUCACCUGGAAAGCUCGGUGGGAUUCCUGGAUGAAAAUGGAACCAUUAUUCUUCAAUUCCCUCUGCCUACGUCAGUGUCUCCAACCUGCAGCCAACCCAGUUGGUAUAAGUAGCCAGGAGUCAUUCAGCAGAGGUCAGCAAGGCGACCUACAAGGGCUGAAGUCACACUCCGAGCCUGAUCCCUGCUGUCACCCACGUGUGACACACUAUGUCUCGGGUGCCCUUCCUGCUGCUGUGUAUGGCCCUGCUGCUCCCUGGGCAGGUGCAUGGAGCCACGCUGAGAAAGAGUGACUCGUGGAAGCCACUCAGCAACCCCCAGAACCAUGAUCUGUUUUUCAGGAUCCUUCAGGCAUAUUUUAAGGGCAGAGGUAUUGAUGUUGAUUUUAAGAAAUUUCCCAAUAAUUUUACCAUAAAUGAGAAUCCCAAGCCUCUCUCCUACCAGUUAGAGAAUUUCACAUCUGCAUUUGCAGACUACAAAGAACGGAAAACCUUCGUUCCCAGUGACCUCAGCAGCUAACUCUUUCUUCUGAGCUCAGGUGUCUGGCCUCUGUAAAGCUACAGAAGUUGCUCAUUAGAAAAAUUCGACUGUGAUUGUGCCUAAACCUCUGUAUUUUCCCUCUCCACGGUUGUGCAUUUGUAGUAAUUUCAUUCUGUAUUUCCAGAUCUACAUAUAAAAAG
Fukomys damarensis (Damara mole-rat) is the source of this 3541-nucleotide messenger RNA. RefSeq names its product chromosome unknown C2orf66 homolog (gene CUNH2orf66). NCBI's taxonomy places the organism in Eukaryota, Metazoa, Chordata, Mammalia, Rodentia, Bathyergidae. The transcript is spliced from 5 exons. Bases 3072 to 3380 code for a protein of 102 amino acids. The record is from RefSeq and is a predicted model, not a curated record.